Messenger RNA from Chenopodium quinoa (quinoa), 540 nucleotides. Its product is annotated as F-box/LRR-repeat protein 13-like. Gene Ontology annotation, molecular function: protein binding. The record is from RefSeq and is a predicted model, not a curated record. Lineage: Eukaryota; Viridiplantae; Streptophyta; Magnoliopsida; Caryophyllales; Amaranthaceae. Bases 1 to 540 code for a protein of 179 amino acids. The transcript has a single exon.
AUGAGUGACAUCAGUUAUCCAGUAAGGGAAAUAGAUUACAUUAGUAGUUUACAUGAUACAAUACUGUGUCAUAUACUCUCUUUUCUACCAACAAAGUCUGCUGUAAAGACCUGUGUGUUAUCAAAAAGAUGGAAGAAAGUGUGGAAUCAAGUACCCGUACUUGAUUUCACGGAAAUACCAGAUGAUUAUCAUCCAUUGUGCAACGGUGCAAAAAAUUCGUAUAAUAAAUUUGUCAACAAGGUAUUAGCUGAGAAAAAUGCGUUAUAUUUGAAGCGUUUUUGUUAUAAAUUUUCCUGUGAUGAUGACUGUGAUUACUACGACUCUUGGUUAAAUGCUGCAAAACAACGUGAAUGUUAUGAAAUUGGUUUGAAUUUCAUAUUAGGCGCAAGUCAAAUUUACAAAUUUAUGGAAAUGAUGUAUGGAAAGGGAGUGAAGAUAUUGAAACUAACGGGUGUGAAAAUGAAUGAUACACCAGAGUCUUUUCAUCUACCAUCCCUUGAAAUUGUUCGCUUUGUUAAAGACGAAUUUUACGGUGACUAA